Molecule: messenger RNA, 4121 nt
Organism: Paramecium pentaurelia
Lineage: Eukaryota; Ciliophora; Oligohymenophorea; Peniculida; Parameciidae
Source: the annotation of a GenBank genome assembly
AUGGAAGAUGAAUAUGUUAUGGUCAAUGGCAGAAAAACUGUAAAUAAAACAAUCUUAAAUAAUAGAUUCCUCGAAAGAUGUAUCAAGGAAAUAGAAUAUACAAUGGAAUUACAUUGAAUUUACAUUAUUCAAUAGGGUAAUUAUGCAAUAAUUUAUAUCUUUAAGUUUAAAGCAAAGAAUCCAAUCAUACAUAUAUCAAGAAGACUCUCUUGUUUAUCUGAAUGGUCAUCAUCUUGUGCUCUAUGAUAUAAACAAAAAGAAACAGCAAUUUAUAUUAAGACCUAAAGAUGAAGAAGAUGUAAAUAAAUGCAACUUAAUUUUAGGUUGUAGUGAUGAAUCAUUGUGUUAAUGAUAAGAUGAUACUCUCUGUUGGUCUAGGACUCAAGAAUACUAUCAAAAAUUAUGCAACUGUAAGAAUCUAUAAAACCAAUCAAAAAUCUUUCACUCUACUUCAUUAGCAUCUACCUUUUGGAACUUAAGUCAAAGAUAUCGCCUUUCUUCAUACUGCCAAAUAUACUAUCACACUUUGUUACAAUAUUAAUUCUCAUGACACUUCAUACAUCAGUGUAUUCAAAACUAAUACUGAAUAACUUAUUACUUACAGUGAUAUAGGUGAAAAUUAUGUUGGUUUAUUUGGAACCUACAAAGAUUUCGAAUAAUUUGGAACAUUCGGACAUAAUGUAUUGAAAUUAUGGAAAUUUAAUCCAACUGAAAAAUAAUUAGAUGAUGUUUUCUUAGAUUAUGAGGGAGUUAUAACUCAUGUAGUCUAAUCUAACAAGUAAUUAAUAUAUAUUAUAAUUAAAGAAAAAUAUUCCUCAUGAAUAAAAAAGGAAUUUUAUAUUUUUAUCGAAAAAACAAAAUAAUUAAUUCAGCCAAUAUCCCUGCUGAUUUGAAUGAGACUCCUACUGUUAUAGCAGCCUAUUCAGAAGGAGUUGUUGUGGGAUUUGAAAAUAAACCUAUUAUAGCUAUGUAUGAAGCACAUAAAGGAAUAAUAGAAUAUAGAAAAUAAUAUACUCUAAAUAUUAGUAAUCUCUAAAAACUUGUUUAUAUUCAUGUUGGAAAAGAUGACUCUUAUAUAUCCAUUACAGCAUAACAUAAAACUAGAUAAACUGAAAAUGAAGAAAUCAAUUGUGAAAUCUAUCUCUUUAAUCUUGGAUUUGUUGAUUAUAUAAAUUCUGCAUUUAGAGAUCCUUUUGAAUAAUUAUUUCCUUAAGGUGUUCACAAAAGUAAAAUUUUAAAUAUUGAAUCAUCUCCUUCAAAACCUAUUAUUUGUGUUUUAUCUGAAGAAAGAGUAUUUAAAGUAUGGGAAUUUACUUAUGAAGAAGGUAAAUUCAAGUGUCUUUAUUCAUCUACUUUACAUGAAGUCCCAUAAUGUAUGGCUUUGCAUCCAAUGGCAUUUUAAUGUGCAAUUGGAUAUCGUGAAGGACUCAAAUUUUAUUUUGUUCUCCAUGAUGAACUUAAAUAAGUUUAUUAUGAAUCAUUAAAAUAAUGCAGUGUUGUUAAAUAUACUCCUUUAGGAAAUCAAUUAGCUGUUGGAUCUUAGAAUUAAAUUCUCAUUUAUGAUCCAUAUACUUAUAGAUUGAUAUAAACAAUAUCAGGACAUAUGGGUACAAUUGCAUCAUUAGAAUGGUGUGAUAAUACACUUAUAUCUACUUGUAGUUAGGGAUUAGUAAUGGUAUUCAAUCAAACUAGAUUGGUUGAUCAUUCAUUUAAAUUACAUAAAGGAUUUUGUUAGACUUAUGAUCCUGAAUAUGAUUUCCUUAUUGGAAGUUAUUCUGAUAAUAAAGUUAGAAUCUUUAAUGAAAAAGGAUAGAAUUUAUAUUAUGAAAUGGAUAUCUAUCCAUGUCAAUAUGUAUGUGUAUAAAUUCUUAGAUUUCUGGAUAUGAUUGCAUUUGGAACUAAUUGUGGUAAAGUGAGAUUAUAUUUAUGGCCUUUCACAUAAUUCAAAAAUGAUUAGGAAAUGUUGGAAUUUCAAUUGCAUUAAGGACCAAUAACAUAAAUUAGAAUGUCUUCAGAUCAAUAAUUUCUUAUUACUGGAGCUGAAGAUGGUUCAAUAUAAAUUUGUAAGGUUAAAGAAUGGUAUGAUGGUAAAGAUAUGACACCACAAGAAACAUAAAAAGGAUAAAGAGUUAAUUCAAAAGGGUUACUUGUAUCCAACUUAUACAGUUUUAGUAUAUUAGCUUUUGUGAGUAAGAAUAGUAUUGAAAUGAAGAAGGAUCUUAUUAAAGAAUUAGAUUUUAGGAUUUCUAAUCAAAAAAGUGAUUAAGAAGAUUAAAAAUAAGAUAUAACUUAGAAAUAUUAAAAAUAAGAAAAAGAAUUAGAAUAACAAUAUUAACAUUAGAUUGCUAGAUAUAAGGAAGAAUUAUCUUAAAUUAUGGAAGCAAAAGAUACUAGAAAUAAAAAUUUAGAUAUUGAUUUAAUUGAUUUUAGAAAAAAGUAUUAGGCAGAAUCACACUAAAUAUAAGAAAAAACUGAGAAAGAUCUUUUAUAAUUAUAUUAGAAGAAUGAUGAAGUUAAAUAAAGAUUAUAAUUGACAAAUGAAGAAAAUCAAAGAGAAUAUGAAUAAAAGAAAGCUCAUUUAGAAUCUAUUAGAACAAAUAUUAAAAAUGAUUAAGAUACUAAAUUUAAUGAUUUAUUUUCAAGAUUUUAAUCAUCUAAAGAAUCUUUUGAAUUAGAUGAAAAGAAGUAUUUAGAGGUAUUCAAAGAAACUGAAAAAGAAUUUGAAUAAUUAAUAAAUGAAUAGAAAGAGAAAAAACUAAUUAAAUUAAAGGAAUUAUUAGAUAAAAGUGAAAAGAUAAGAUCAAGUAAUACUAAAUUUAAAAAAGAAUGUGAUAGAUAUUAAUUAAGAAAAUAAGAAUUAGAAAAUAUGAUAAGAGAAACAAGAACUUAAAAAGAUUUAAUUAACAAAGAAAAAGAUAAUUUCAAAUUAAUAAAUUAAGAAAAAAAGAAUUAAUUAAAAGAAAGAGAAAGAUAAAUCUUUUAAAAAGAAAAGGAAAUUAAAAAUUAUAGAAAUAAAAAUGGUCAUUUAUAAAAUUUUAAGAAUGUCAAUUCAUAUCGUUUAUAAUCUUUAUAAGAAUAAAAAGCACCUUUACAAGAACAUUUAUAAGAUUUAGAUUAGAAUGUUAAAAUUAUGUACUAAGAAUUGACUGAUGAAGCAGAAGCUGAAAAGAAUUUAGAAAACUUAAUAGAAGAUACUUCCAAUAAAAUUAAAGAAUUGAAAAAUUAAUAUCUGAUAAAAAGGGAUUCCUUAUUCUCAAAAAGAGGAGAGGUCUAAGAAAUAGAAAAUAAUAUAUUCAAAGUAUUAGCUGAUCCUGAAAUCACUAAUUUUAAAGAAAUGUUAUAAAAUGUUCACAAACAACAUUUCAUUAAUGGCAAAAUUAACAAAGGUGAUGUUAAUGAAGAUUCUAUUUAUGCUGAAAUUGAAAAGAAUACAGAAGUAGCCAUACGUGAAGAAAUGCUUAGAUAAAGAGAUUUCUUAAGUAAAAAGAUCAACACAAUCACUAGAACAAGCAAAGCAGCUGAUGAGGAUAAAACUAGUCUUAUUAUUAGAGUUUAAAAGGAAAAUACUAAUCUAGUAAAAUCUUGUAAUGAAUUAAGAGAAUAAAGAGCAAAUCUCAUCUCUCAUCUGUCUAAUAUGUAAAAAGCCUUAGAUAUAUUACAAAAGGAAAUUUCUUCUUUAAAUAAUGGUGAAUCUAUUGAAUUAUAACCAUCAGAUGAAGAUGUUCCACUCUAUAUAGAGAAAAACAAAAUAUAAAAACAAAUUUCAGCUCCAAAAUUAACACCAUUUUAAUAAUAUCACUAAGAAAAGGACAUAUCAAAAAUUAGAAAAUCUGACACUUUUCUGAAAAGAGAUAAAGGAUAAUUAGAUUUAUAAUAAUUGAUUAAAGAAAUUAAAACAUAUAAUUUAACUGAUUAAGAAUUAAGAGUAAUAAUAUUUUUAUAAUUAGGAUUAAGUAUAGCAAUUUUUAAGAAAUGAUGAAUCUUCAUCUAUUCUUCCUUAAAUUCUAAAAUAUCCAUUCAAUUAAUCUCAAGAGGAAACCCAAUUAGCAGGAUUAGAGUAAUCCAUCAUUAAUACAUCCUUGGAAACCUAAAAACUUUAAUUGCCAUUAAUUAAAUAAUGA